This is a messenger RNA of Mangifera indica (mango), 530 nucleotides long. Its product is annotated as zinc finger A20 and AN1 domain-containing stress-associated protein 7-like. Gene Ontology annotation, molecular function: DNA binding; zinc ion binding. Lineage: Eukaryota; Viridiplantae; Streptophyta; Magnoliopsida; Sapindales; Anacardiaceae. The record is from RefSeq and is a predicted model, not a curated record. The coding region runs from base 61 to 498 and encodes 145 amino acids. The transcript has a single exon.
AGAAGUAAUCACAGUGCGGUGUAAAAGCCAAAAAGAAGAAGAAGAAGAAGAAGAACAAAGAUGGAUCUAAACAAGGCGAUUGCACCACUUUGCGUAAAGGGUUGUGGGUUUUAUGGCUCUCAGGAGAACAAAAAUAUGUGUUCAAAGUGUUACAAAGAAUAUCUCAAGUCUGAGUUUAUUGCUAAGAAUGAAGCCAAAGCAUUAAACCUGGAUAAAAAUUUGACUCCAUGUGAAUCAAGCAUUGCUUCUGAUUCUAGGUCAACCGAAACGACAUCGAAUUUUGCCACAUCUGGUUCAGGUGUGAAGAAUCGAUGCAAGAAUUGCAGGAAGAAGAUUGGAUUGACAGGUUUCGAGUGUCGAUGUGGGUACACAUUUUGUGGGAUGCACCGAUACCCGAAAGAACAUCGUUGUAGUUUUGAUUACAAGAAAGCUGACCGUGAAAUUCUGGUUAAACAGAAUCCACUGGUUAAUGGUGAUAAACUUGCAGAUAGGAUUUGAUUCGAUUCAUGGUUGUUUCAAAUUGAAUUUUU